Molecule: messenger RNA, 1371 nt
Organism: Dipodomys spectabilis (banner-tailed kangaroo rat)
Lineage: Eukaryota; Metazoa; Chordata; Mammalia; Rodentia; Heteromyidae
Gene: Asb16
Product: ankyrin repeat and SOCS box containing 16
Exons: 5
Coding region: 1-1362 (453 amino acids)
Biological process (GO): intracellular signal transduction; neuronal action potential; negative regulation of delayed rectifier potassium channel activity
Cellular component (GO): synapse; membrane; axon initial segment
Molecular function (GO): transmembrane transporter binding
Source: RefSeq, a predicted model, not a curated record
AUGGCAGGGGAGACCUUCCCCUUCACCUCCUCCACACUGCGUGCCCUCCGCCUGCAGCGUGAGUGGCUGGAGUGGGAGGACCGGCGCAGGGCUGCUGCCCAGCAGUGCCGGAGCCACCGGAGCCUCUCCAGUCCCAGGACUCGACUCAUGAGGCCUCGCCAGUCCUGCCGAGACCCUGCAGUCCACAAUGCCCUGUUCUCGGGUGACCUGCAGCAGGUCCAAGCCCUGUUCCAAGAUGAAGAGGCUGCCAACAUGAUUGUGGAGACUGUGAACAACCAGCUGGCCUGGUCAGCGGAACAGGGGUUCUGGGUGCUGACACCCAAGACCAAGCAGACGGUACCCCUCACCAUCGCUGCAGCCAGAGGCUACAAAGACUGCGCCCGCCACCUGAUCAUGCAGGGAGCUCAGCUGGACUCCAGGGUUGGGGGCCGCACUGCCUUGCACGAGGCCUGCGCCCAAGCCCAACUUGACUGUGUGAGGCUGCUGCUCACCUUCGGUGCCAAGGCUAAUGUGCUGUCAGAGGAGGGCAUGACACCCCUGCAUCUCUGUACAACUCCGGAGUCCCUGCAGUGUGCCAAGCUGCUCUUGGAGGCUGGAGUGAUGGUGAACUUGGCCGCGAAGGAGAGUGACGUAACGCCCCUGCACGUGGCGGCAGCGCGCGGCCUGGAGCACCACGUGGCCCUCUACCUGGAGCACGGUGCCAACGUGGCCCUGCGCACCAGCCAGGGCGAGACGGCGCUGAACGCGGCGUGUGCGGGGGCUGAGGGCCCGGGUCCCGGCCGGCAGCACGAGGCCACAGCUCGCCGGCUUUUGGAGGCUGGGGCUGAUCCUAGGGCAGCCGGGCGCAAGCAGCACACGCCGCUGCACAACGCGUGUGCCAAUGGCUGCGGGGGCCUGGCCACGCUGCUGCUGAGCCACGGGGCCCACGCUGGAGCCCGCAACGGGGCAGGCCACACACCCAUGGACUGCGCGCUGCAGGCAGUCCAGGACGCCCCAAACUGGGAGCCCGAAGUCCUCUUCGCUGCUCUGCUGGACUAUGGGGCCCAGCCUGUGCGCCCUGAGAUGCUGAAACACUGUGCCAACUUCCCUCGGGCCCUGGAAGUCCUGCUUAAUGCUUAUCCUUGCGUCCCAUCCUGUGACUCGUGGGUGGAGGCAGUGCUCCCUGAGCUGUGGCAGGAACACGAGGCCUUCUACAGCUCAGCUCUGAGCAUGAUGAACCAGCCUAGACGACUACAGCACCUGGCCCGCCUAGCUGUGCGUGCUCAGUUGGGUAGCCGCUGCCGGCAGGUGGUCACUUGCCUCCCACUGCCCUCAGUCCUCAAGGAGUACCUGCUGCUGCGCGUGGAGGGGCGCAUCCAGUGAGCCUUGUGG